Messenger RNA from Ostertagia ostertagi, 651 nucleotides. NCBI's taxonomy places the organism in Eukaryota, Metazoa, Nematoda, Chromadorea, Rhabditida, Trichostrongylidae. The record is from the annotation of a GenBank genome assembly.
AUGCACAUCAGAAAUCUUCGAAACCAGCUUGGUCUCAAAAGAACCACGACGAAGUAUUGUCAUGCCAUCAGGGAUCAGAACGAAGCUAUUCGGUUGGACUUCUGCAGGGAAAUGAUUAAGAAGGGUGCUACUUUCUCCAAUUACGUGUUCACCGAUGAAUGCACUGUGCAAAGAUUCUGCGAGUUGGUCCGAGACAACGCCCCACCUCAUACGAGCCGAUAUACAGCUUCCAAAUUGAAAGAAUGGAAUGUCGAGACCGUUAGUUGGCCUCCAGAGUCUCCCGAUCUCAAUCCGAUCGAAAUUGUGUGGGGAACAAUGAAAAAUUUUGUAAGAAGUCUCACCCCCGAUGUCUGCGCGAACUUCAUUCGUGGGUUGCCGUCAAAGAUGGAACGGCAGAAGGGAAGAAACAUUGACGAGAGAAGAAGUCGUAAAAAGCUUCCGAAUAUUAGCAAGAACACAUGGAAAAUCAAUCAAUUCGUUGUUGAAAUGCAAAGAUGUCAGAGGGCGAUUGAGUGGGAGUCGCUGCAGCUCUUACGCGUGUGGUAUCUGGCGCCGUUUAUCGUUCACCAAAAGGCUAUUGAGUUCGUCAACAAGCUAUGGAGCAGUCGAAAGAGAAGGUGGAAUGAAGAUGCGCUAAUUGUGUACGAUCCG